CGUUCAACGCUGCCAGUACAUGAAUUAUCACAAUAAAUCUAGUUCAAAUGUGACUUAAGACACACAUAACGUGGUUCCUAUGGCUAGUUAGGAGGUAGUUUGCUAUUUAUCAGAUAUGGAAUUAAUGCACGCACUGCUUUGUAUUUGCACGUGCGCUAUUGGACUUACAUCCGGGGCCCGUAUACGGUACGGGAACUAUCAAAUCCCCAGUGACACCCAUGAUAGACAACGGGACCACAACCAGACUGAAAAGAAAGAAAAAUGGAUGGUAGAUUCUGUAAUCUACGACGACUACCAGGCGGACGCUCCGGUAACAAUGUCAACGGAAGAGGUAUGUCCGCCGGCCCUUCUGGGAGCCGACGAUUACGAGGCCUGCAACGUUACCGCGUGCAGCAGUGACGUAGAAUGUAGCGCGGACUUCAGGUGUUGUUACAAUGGCUGCGUGUUCACCUGCGUCCCGGAAGUGAAACCCGCCGCUCUUUUGGAUUGGAAGAAGGAACCCCGGCGGUCUCGAUCAGGAAUCUCGUGGCUAAUAGAGGGGAAGCCAUCAUUGGACGUUGGAGGAGAGCCGUGCAGCACGACGCCACCUGACCCGGACGAGGACCCGCUGCUCUGCCCCCAUGGGUACUUCUGUCACGUGACCGACAGCGCCAAGCCGCAUCGAGGCAUUCCGAACAGCGGAUACUGUGUGAAACAGACCGACGGACAGUAUUCUCAGAAGAAUGAAGAAAUCGUUAUAACAGCGGGUCUAAAACAGCCAAAUACAUGCACCAUCGACAAUAUACGACUUCUCGAGGGGGCGAGUAUACGGCUGCACCGGAAAACAUGCCGCUGUAAGCGUGGAUACCUGUCUUGUAAAAGGAUUAAAAGAAAGAAUAGCGUCGAUGUAAAACCGACAUCCAGAUCACGGUCGAGUAAAAAACGAGAUAAGAAGAACGAUAAACGCAGGAGGAAUAAUUCAUGAUGCUGUAGAGAUACAUGCACUCCAGUUUAUCUUACACGGUGUUUAACUGCAAGCAACAAGCCGCAAUGUGCUACAACCAAAUAGAUGUUAUGAAAAACUUUUUUAAAACAUGACAGAUAUGUUGAUAUUAUUGAUGUGAAAAAUACUAAGUAGAAAGAGUCAAGUUUAAAGCUUCCGUAUUUGACAUUCUCAAUGAAAAUACGACUUUUAAAGCGUAUCUUUUAAUAAGUCAGUUGUAAUAUGUGAUCUGUAAUUGUGCAAGUUAUGCUUGUGGGUAACUGCUGCUUAUUGAAAUACAUGAAUUAUUAUUU
Dreissena polymorpha is the source of this 1275-nucleotide messenger RNA. RefSeq lists its product as uncharacterized. The record is from RefSeq and is a predicted model, not a curated record. NCBI's taxonomy places the organism in Eukaryota, Metazoa, Mollusca, Bivalvia, Myida, Dreissenidae. Gene Ontology annotation, biological process: regulation of cell growth. Gene Ontology annotation, molecular function: peptidase inhibitor activity. The transcript has 9 exons. Gene Ontology annotation, cellular component: extracellular region. The coding region runs from base 116 to 964 and encodes 282 amino acids.